This is a messenger RNA of Chanos chanos (milkfish), 1266 nucleotides long. It is a transcript of the gene kcnj2a, whose product is annotated as potassium inwardly rectifying channel subfamily J member 2a. Gene Ontology annotation, molecular function: inward rectifier potassium channel activity. Gene Ontology annotation, biological process: regulation of monoatomic ion transmembrane transport; potassium ion import across plasma membrane. The transcript has a single exon. Bases 1 to 1266 code for a protein of 421 amino acids. The record is from RefSeq and is a predicted model, not a curated record. Gene Ontology annotation, cellular component: plasma membrane. NCBI's taxonomy places the organism in Eukaryota, Metazoa, Chordata, Actinopteri, Gonorynchiformes, Chanidae.
AUGGGAAGUUCGCCGGCCAACCGCUACAGCAUUGUAUCAUCAGAGGAGGACGGGAUGAAGUUGGCCACCAUGGCAGUUCCAAACGGCUAUGGGAAUGGGAAAAGCAAGGUGCACACACGGCACCAGCCCCAGAGCAGGUUCGUCAAGAAGGACGGUCACUGCAAUGUUCAGUUUAUCAAUGUUAGUGAGAAGGGCCAGCGCUACCUCGCUGACAUCUUCACCACCUGCGUUGACAUUCGUUGGCGCUGGAUGUUUGUGAUUUUCUGCUUAGCUUUCCUACUUUCGUGGCUCUUCUUUGGCUGUAUUUUCUGGCUGGUGGCCAUCUUCCACGGUGACCUAGAGAAUGGCAACCCCAAAUGUGUCUCAAACGUCAGUACCUUUACUGCUGCCUUCCUCUUCUCCAUCGAGACACAAACUACCAUUGGCUACGGCUAUCGUUACGUGACGGAUGAGUGUCCCAUCGCUGUUUUCAUGGUGGUCUUCCAGAGCAUCGUGGGUUGCAUCAUCGAUGCUUUCAUCAUUGGUGCAGUCAUGGCAAAAAUGGCAAAGCCAAAGAAGAGGAACGAGACGCUGGUGUUUAGUCACAACGCCACAGUGGCCAUGAGGGACAAUAAGCUGUGUUUGAUGUGGCGUGUGGGCAACCUGCGUAAGAGUCACCUGGUUGAGGCUCACGUCCGAGCUCAGCUCCUCCGGUCUCGCACCACAGCCGAGGGGGAGUACAUCCCUCUGGACCAGAUGGACAUUGAUGUGGGCUUUGACAGUGGCAUUGACCGCAUCUUUCUGGUGUCACCUAUCACUAUCGUGCAUGAGAUUGACGAGGACAGCCCCUUCUACGACAUGAGCAAGCAGGAGCUGGAGAGCUCCGAGUUUGAGAUCGUGGUCAUUCUGGAAGGCAUGGUGGAGGCCACUGCCAUGACUACGCAAUGCCGUAGCUCCUACCUGGCCAGUGAGAUCCUCUGGGGCCACCGCUUUGAGCCGGUACUAUUCGAGGAGAAGAAUUACUACAAAGUGGACUACUCACGUUUUCACAAGACCUACGAGGUACCCAGCACACCUCUGUGCAGUGCCAGGGACCUCGCAGAGAAAAAAUACAUCUUAUCAAACUCCAACUCCUUCUGCUACGAGAACGAGAUGGUCCUUUCAAACAAAGACGACAAAGAGGACGGCACUGUCGGCACACACACGGACACAGGUUCAGAAACAGACCACAACCAGGCCACAGUGCCCCUAGAACCACGGCCCCUGAGACGAGAAUCAGAGAUUUGA